GAUUUGCCGUGCAUAAUUAAUUGCAAUAGGUAUGGGCAUCUCUUCCUGUGCCUGUGGCAACUGAGGAGCGACGAGCGAGACAGACGGACCGACGGAAGCUUGAAGUCUUGCUGUAUCUUUUUGAACGAGUCGCCUCCGCAUUGCGUAUAACACAAUGGCACCACGCCGGCCUGCACGAGUCGCGACGGGCUUCGCACUGCUUGGAAGUGCGCACGCGCGCAGCUCGGCUCUUGGCUCUGAAGAAGGAUGGCGCAAUGAAGACUCGGGGGCGGAGCGUCCUGAAGGCGAUCCCACCGACAAUGAACUGCAGCGCAUCAAAGAUCUCCUUUCCCGCAGUGAUCUAUCCGCGUCAUUGUUGCAAGAUCUCCCUGUUCCCGCAGCACUUCCUGUCGACGGCGGAAACCACUUGCCAGAGCGCGCCGACGGCGUCUCUGCGGAAUUAUCUCGAGGGCACGACGCAACUGCGCAUCUAUUGGGAUCGCCAGCAGCACCUGCCCCGCCGCUUUCUGAGGCAGCACAUCAGAGACAAACACAAACCACCGAUUUGGACCAGCUGGCGUUGGAGAUCGCCAGCUCACCGGAGUUCACCAACCGCGGCGACUACAUGCAAGAGCAAGACGCAGCUCCGGCCCUCAGCCCGACGUCCGCCAACUGCACCUGGAGAUACUACAAUCAGCCACUAGACCACUUCGCGGGGAAGACAUAUCAAUCAAAUUUUGUCUUCGAACAAAGAGUCUGCUUCUAUGAGGGAUUUGCAUCGACGGAACAACGAAAAGAAUCGGAACGACAGAACGAAGAUGAAGGAGAAGGAGAUUUGCAACGAAGCCGAAGCGUUGCUACUGUCACCAGUACAACUCAAUCACUGUCAUCACCAGCACCAGCAGCUAGUACAACUUUGGCGGCACCAUCAAAACCGUUCGACGUCGCCUUUUUCUACGUCGGCAACGAGUCUCCUCUUGAAGUCUACAUCAACAACACCGGUUUGAUGUGGAACCUCGGGAGGAAAAUGCGCGCCGCCCUGAUUUUCGCGGAGCACCGGUACGAGGGCGAAUCCGUGCCGAAAAAUUUGAACAACACGAAAAACUGCCUGGCGUAUGCAUCUUCCAAACAGGCGCUCGCGGACUACGCACUGCUGAUCGAAACGCUGAAGAAAUUUGACCAGAACUACUCCAAAACUACCAAAUUCAUCGCCUUCGGUGGUUCCUACGGCGGCAUGCUCGCCGCCUGGAUGCGGACCAAGUACCCGCACCUGGUGCAGGGCGCCAUCGCGGGCUCCGCGCCGAUCUACGGCAUCCCGACGUUCUUUCCGCAAAUAAAACUCGACAGCUCCGCCGUCACGAUUGCGCGGGGCCUCAUGAAACCAGGAGGCUUGCCGAACAACGACUGUGCCGAAAUUUACCAAAUCGCCUGGCUCCUCCUCCAGUAUUGGCUGGCGGAGACAAAGCACGGCGGGGAGGAGAUUCAAAAGGCGAUGAAGCUGUGCACAAAGCCUCGUAUAAUCACUAUGUUCUGCUUCUGCACCAGCGGUUUUUUGACUUUCAUCAACGUUUUGACCUAUUUAGCUUCGAAUUUCAGACAUCAGUAGAGGUGGAUGGCACGAGGACUGGUGCAUGAAAAUGGUCUCGUCUGCUAGUCGUGUCGACUAUAGAAGCAGUUGUGGUGACGCAUGAAAGAUGAAAAUAUAACAACUUUACAGGUCCGAAAGACAGCCUGGCCCUCCUGACCUUUCUCCAGUCCGCGUUCUUCCUCCUCGCGGAGGGCAACUACCCGUUCCCCUCGGAUUACAUCACCGGCGCGGUGGGUGGAAACAUGAGCGCAAAACUGCCCGCGUGGCCGAUGAGAAAAAGCUGCUCGAAUUUGCUCGAUGGCUUCAAACCAGGAGGGCAGCACUACCGAAAGGUCUUGAAAUUGGACCGGGAGAAAUCUUCAUCUUCAGACGGGACGAAGUUUAACGUCACCAUUUUCAGUGGGAAGGAAGGUGCUGCCGAAAACGACAAGAGCUUAGAUGCAGCAUCAGCUUCCGCGGCACACACCGCUGGCAUUAUUAGCGACGCACUAAAGCAACACACGAAGUCGACUCCCAAUAAACAACCUCUCCCGGUAAAAGCAUCAUCUUCAUCAGAACGCGCCCCCUCUUACGUGUUCAAAUUUCAGAUCCAAGUUGACGGAAGUGAAUAUACGGUUGACAAGAAAACUUCCGACAGUUUUCCGGAACAAAUUGCGUCCGAACUGCUGGAGCGCGUGUCCGCGGGGGUUGCUGUGUGGUACAACGUCACGGAAAGGGUGGAAUGUUUGGAUUGGGAGGGCUUUGUGCCCGAUGCGGAAAAAAACGAUCACGAUGAGGAUGAUGACAGUGAUAAUUCCGCGUCUUCUGAUGUGUCGCACGACCCAAAGAGCAGCAGCACCGACAUAGUUCAGAAAUACCGGCGACGCGCCACGCGGCAGCUUCCGUUCCGGUCUCUCAGUAAGGGAAUGCUGAUGAACACUAUGCUGGCUGCUCCAGCGAGGUCGUCUUCACUACCGAAUAGCAACAGCGAGGGCAAGGCAGCAGCAACGACGUCGACAACCGCGAACGAAAGUACGGGUAAGAGCAAAAAGAAACUGCUACUGUCCUCAUCCUCUCAUGCCGUGCAGCGAGGUAGCAGUUCCAUCGCGGAGGAGAAUGUUGAAAAUAACGACGUCUGCCUGUACAACUCCAACGACCCUGCAAAUCCCAACGCCGUCCCAGGCGCAUUUAGCUGGGGUCCGACAGUUUGCAACGACCAAAUGUUUUUGGUCAACACGAUCUCCCAGGGCUUCGGUCGCGACAAAUUCUUCUGGCCACCCACUGGCGCGGCGAACCUGACGGAGUUGUACGGGGAGGCUGAGAAGCCGAUAAUUGAAGUCACGCAUGAGAACGAGAAUAAAGCUGCUGGUGCCCCCACGCAACAGCAACAAGCACAAGCAUCUACCCCUGCUUCUCCCUGCAGCCAAGAGUACGCGGCGCAGCACCUGUACGGGUUGGCAGAAAGGAACGACUUCUACGGCCAGGAGCUGUUUUCCUACUACGGCAUGAUGCUGGAGUCGAGCAACAUCAUCUUUUCCAACGGCUUACUGGAUCCCUGGAUCGGCGGCGGGGUGUCCGUCCCGCAAGAUCUACCGCCGUACCAGAAAUAUCGCGGGAAAGUGGUGUAUCCGGUGAAAAAGGAAGAUGAAGUCGGCAUCGCGGCAGAUGGCGGAACAAUACAUCGUCGCCCAAAGCCCGACGACUUACUAGUUGCUCUGAUCGAGAAGGGGGCGCACCAUCUGGAUUUGAUGUUUCCGUCGAAGGGGGAUCCGCUGGAAGUAAAAUACAUCCGGUAUGUCGAGCGGAAGUUCAUCGAGAAGUGGACGAAACAGCAUGUUGAACAGGAGGCGACCGAGCUGCCGGUUGUGGACAGUGCAAGGAUAACAAGAAUAAACGAGAAGAUUGAUAAAAGAGACGCAGGUGGAACAAGCAGCACGAAAUCAACAGCAGGCGACGACUACUUAUCAAGCGAAGCGUAUGGAGGCGUCAGGUUUGAAAUCGUCAGAGUUGGAAUAAUUUGUAAUGCAUAAAACGCAUGACCCGAGGCACGUGUGUUGCAGAGCAGGCAAGUGAGGCCGAUUGUAAGCCUGUUUGGGGUUACAGCUCGAGCUGCUAAAGUAGCAUGAGAAAAUCGCUCUGCUUUGCCUAAACAGCAUGACAAACAGGAUUUAGGGACCACCGAGAUUUGUCAUGCGCCACUUAGAAACUGGGCUCCAACUCGUAUCCAUUUUAUGCAUGAUAAAUUAUUUCCUUCGGUCCGCCUGACUCCACGACCUGGUGGCCGAACCAUCUGCGGUGAGGUGCCCUUACAGGUUGUGUAGUGGUUUCGGUCGGUUUAGCAUGACAAAUUAUUUCAACUUUGUCGAUUUCAACUCUGACACAUCCAUAAAGCGGGUGUCGUGGAGGAGCAGCCCGUCUGGCAGUGAUCACUGAGCUACAGCUGUUUUGUAGAACAAAUGGGCAGGCGAAAUAAGAACAUUACAAUGCGCGUCCUGUUUGUGUUUGAGCCUUUUUCUUUUAUUUUGCAAUUUUCUUCUUUAUCUUUUGGUUUCCGAACCCGAAAUCCGUGCGUGUGAGCGGAGACGCAACAUGCAGUUCCACAUAUAAAGACGAUAUAAUGUCGUGAAAUGAAUCGAUAUAUAAGGUUAAGGUGACACGCAAGGCCAAGG
Messenger RNA from Amoebophrya sp. A120, 4215 nucleotides. The record is from the annotation of a GenBank genome assembly. Lineage: Eukaryota; Dinophyceae; Syndiniales; Amoebophryaceae.